Molecule: messenger RNA, 1777 nt
Organism: Ilyonectria robusta
Lineage: Eukaryota; Fungi; Ascomycota; Sordariomycetes; Hypocreales; Nectriaceae
Exons: 2
Coding region: 353-1519 (388 amino acids)
Source: RefSeq, a predicted model, not a curated record
UUUUAUCCCCAUAUCAUGGCCAAUAAGGCGCUGCCCACCCCUGGAACUGCCGGACGCCAUCCAUCCUGGGUAUUUCACCCGCAGCAGCUCUUGCCGCCCCCAGUCAGACUAUACCAUACUGGACCGCCAGCUGAAAGCUUGGGAAGCAUCAAGAGACGGCCUAAUGAUUGCCCGCAUGAAGGAGAAUCUUACGAACGGUCCCCAGGGACUCUUUAAGUCGUCCACUCCCGCCAUUGUUGUGGUGCUUUACUUCUCCUCCGUAGCUUCUUGUUGCCCUGGACCUUUAUGGUAACAACUACCUUUCCUCAACAUCAACUCUUGCAAUAUUGGUGAAAGACCAAGUCCAGCGAAAAUGGCUCGCCUACUACCCCUCUUCUCAACCCUACUGCUUCUCUUGCAGUCCUCUGUGAGGGCUGUUGAGACAGUUACUAUCUCAAGUCUCCUCGACAAUGUUGGCCAUACCUGUGUUAGCAAAUGUCUGUACUACACCAUCUUCUCCGACUUGGGUGGGGCUAUGGGCUGUGAGGACCCCUACGAUAACAACUGCUAUUGCGCAACGGCCUCAGCGUCUGCAUCCGUCGCAGACGGCUGGAUGUCCAAAUGCGCGUCGUCUACCUGUGGAAGGGGCGAUCUCACCCUCGAUCUCAGUUCCAUGCAGUCUAUCUACGCAUCCUACUGCAUGGGCGCCGGAUAUACACAGCCCGGUGCCACAGACUGGUAUAAUCCUGCUGAGGCGACUACAGAAGCGGAGCCUUCCUCUACGGAGAGUAGCGGCAGCGACAAUGCAGAGCCGAGCCGCACGGCUGACUCUGGCUCUGCGGAGACGACGACCCAGGUGACGAUUGUUACCCAAACCACCGAGGGAGGCGCGGGGGCCACCAAGUCGCUGGUAAUCGUUCAAGUAACAUCGACCAUGUAUGUGGACUCGGAUGGCAAUCCCUCGAGCCUUAACAUAAACGAUUCGGGCGACAACUCCGCUGUGAAGAUCGGUGUGGGUGUUGCAGUCCCCGUGGUGGCUAUUCUAGGCGCGGCGCUGGCAUGGUGGUUCUGGAGGAGACGCCGCAAUACGAAGUUUGCUCCGAGCACCCAGCCGUCCGAAGAGAGCGGCACAAAUGGUAUCUCCACUGCACCCCCUCCGAUGAGUGCCGCUCCUGUUGUCCGAAAACCCGUGGGUAGCUCUGUUGUCUCCCCAGUCUCCUCCACCGUCUCUCCUGUCUCGAAAACCACCGAACUCUCUGGCGAUGGCGUCAAGCGCGAGCUUGGCGGCCAAGAAGUCCACCCGCUCCCCAACGUAACACCAAGUCCCCCAGUCGCGGUCCCAGGACACCACGAGGUCAGAGGCGAUACCGCCUGGCGUCCGGAGAUGGGUGGAGAAAGCCCACGCGUGGAGGUUUCUGGAGACAGCCGGCCGCCUGAGUUGCAUGGGCAAUCUCAGAGCCCUCCACCCGUCUACAUGCACGAAUCUCCAUACCAGCCAGCUCAGCGGUGGGAACUACCAGACAACUCACGGCAAUCAUAAGGGGGGGAGGCUUGUGAAGGUGGAUUAAUUAGGUCACUUUUGUUCAUUUAUACUCCCCUUUAACCUUGGCCAACACAGAGUUGGCCCUUUUAUUUUUCCUUGAUAGUACAAGAUCAUCAUGGCGAAUUGGAGUAUGAGCAGAUGUGUCGAUUAUCGAAAGUCAGCUACUUCAUUGUGUUGCGUCUUUUUCAACGACUUUCUUUACUUAUUAGUUACCAUUCUUAAGCAAUCAGCUUUACAUCCCCAAAAAAGUCCAAC